Molecule: messenger RNA, 2424 nt
Organism: Heterostelium album PN500
Lineage: Eukaryota; Evosea; Eumycetozoa; Acytosteliales; Acytosteliaceae
Exons: 1
Coding region: 1-2424 (807 amino acids)
Source: RefSeq, a predicted model, not a curated record
AUGUACAAUAUUUUACAAAGAGCAAAUAAAUCAUUACCACUACUUAACAGCAGUUGUAAUGUUGGUGGUGGUAGUAGUUAUUCUUUAUUUCAAAGUGAUAUUCUUGUAAAUAGAAAUAUAAUAUCAUUACGAUACUACAGUUCAUAUUCAAAAACAAACAGAUACAAUAGUAAUAUCAAUAAUAAAUAUACAUAUAAUACAACAAACAACAGUAGUAGUAGUAGUAGUAGUAGUAGUAGUAAGUCAAAGAAGAAGAGAUUGGAUGAUGAUCUAAAUUGGGAAAAUGUAAAGAUUCACACUUCUCUAGAUCCAGAGACUUUGAUGGAGCUACACAAGGAGAAUCAAUCGACAUCUAUCAAAUCAAAGAUAAACAGUAGAGCAGAGAGAGUCGAUAGAACAGUAGAUGAAAUGAUGAACAGUAAAGGUGGUAAUGUCAAUAAGAUGAUAGAGCAAUUGGAGGACGAUAGCGAUCAAUCUUUGAAAGAACCAAUCAAGAAAAAGACAUUCAUCAGAGAGAGUUACACCUAUAUUCCAACCACGAAGAACGACGAAAAGUUUAUCAACGAUGCGCUAAAGUCCGAUGAAUUCAAUGAAGAGAUCACAGAGGAAUCGGGUUGGCAAGAAUGGGACUAUGGCAAGAAGGGUGUCAAGACUUACGACGAGGAGAAGACGCGCAAGCAAGACGCAGCCAAGCACGGACUCUCACUCAAAGACGACGGACUUUUAUACUUUGAGAAAUUCGCAAUUCCACCGCAAUUCGAAUCGUAUUUCACCAAUCCCAAUGCACCUACCAACAGAACCGAGAAGAAGUACUUUAGACGACUGGACGAGAAGCUUCUCGCCAGCAAAGAGAGCAAUCCAGACGAUCGCAUCGAGAAACGAAAGAAACAGAGAAAGACUGUCAUCGAUGAAGACUCGGAGGAACACACCGUGCUACAGAAGAAGUUCUCGGAGCGUAUACUCGAUUUGUUGAACGAUUCUUUCUUGUUUGACGAUAAUGACGGUGUUGUUGUCAAUAAAUCACCGAUGACACCUACAUUCUUCAAGAACAAAGAACAACAAGAAAUGGAACAGUUGGAUAGCGAUGAAAUAGUCGAUCCCAUCUUGGCGAAAGCAAACAUCUCAUUGACCAAAGCAAAGAUGUCGAGUGAUCUUCGUUGGGUCAAAGUAUAUUGGACACGAGAGAACACUGUCGACGAACAAAACAAAGAUAACAACGAUAACAAUGAUAUGAUAGAGCAGUAUCAUAAGUAUCAAAAGAAUCAAGAUAAAAUCAUACAACUAAUGAAUGAUUCAAAUAUAAAUAAUGAUAAUAAUAAUGAUAGUAGUAAUAAUAAUAAUAAUGAGAAAGAAGAGUUUAAUCAAUUAGAAGAAUCAACAACAACAACAACAGAAGAAUAUGAAAUUCAAGAUAUUAUAUCAGAGUUAUCUACAACCGGUGCAAAGAAACUGAUUUUAAGAAAACACAAGCAAGAUAUACCACAACCGAGUAUCAAAACUAGCUCAACUUUGCAUAAGAACAACAUGGUUAAUGUUGUCGGUGUGAAGGAUACAGAUGGAAAAUCCGAUGCAUCUUCAAUUAAUCCAGAGUUCUCUUUUGGUGCUAGCAAUGUCGUUGCUGCCAGCUUUGAAAAGGUUCAGCUCAACGUUUCGAUCCCAACGCUACACGAGAGUUUGAUGGAACCAACAAAGAUGGAGUCGUUGGCCGCCAACGACAACAACGAACAAGACGAUGAGAAAUCAAUGGAGAUAGAUCUACACGAUGAACUGCUAGAGUUGGAGAAUCAAAGUAUGUUGCAACAACAGCAGGCAAAGAAAAAUCGAUAUGAGAAGGUGACAGACGAGCAAAUCAAUGCGAGAUUGGUGGCGCAUACACCUCGACUCAGACUGCUGAUAUCCAAGAAUAUCAAGACUAGAUACGUGCCGAACAUCUACUUCCUCAAGGAUAAGCAACAAAGAAAGAUGGAUGUUGCAAUCGAUCUAUACGAUGCUGUAGUGGUACCGGAACUUCUAAGAGCAGCCAACGCAACCAAAUCACUGCAAUCAAGAAGAUCUGAACAACUAAAGAAUAGAUUCAUGGGUAUUUUCAAUGAUAAAUCACAAUCUACCAACAAUAAUAGCAAUAACAAUGAUGAAGUAGAUCAAGCAGAUGAUAUGUAUAUGGAUGAGAGCUUUGCAAAUGAAAUACUUAAAGAGGAAUCGGAAUUGGAGAAUAUUUAUACACCUGUCAACAUAUUUACAAAGAAAUCAACUAAAUCAAAUAAUGUUUAUAAAACAGAUCUUCCAAUCGAUAAUAAUAAUAUUGACGAACAACAAGCAACAAUUAACCAUAACAACAAUGAUAAUACAUCAGAUGUUAAACAACAUACCAAUAUUGAUAAGAUUAAAUCUAGAUUUAAAGAUUUUAAUAAAUCGCAAUUUUAA